AGGUACAGUCGCUUUCUGGCUUCUACCCUGUUUCAAAUUAAUUCUUUUUUAGUAUCAUACUGUACUUUUUGAUUGAUUAAAGAUGCGUCUGAUCGUAUCGUCCUGUUUGAUUGUGGCCCUAAUUGCCAUCGUGACAUUUGGAGAGGCUCAACAUUACCAGCAUCUAAACAGUCCGUAUGUUUUCCCCGGUUACCCCAUGAUGAAUCGUCAACAGCAAGACAGCCGCUUCUUCUUCGGUGGACUAUUUACCACGUUCACGUACACGGUGUCGACAACAACGGUCACCGCAACCGCUACAACCGUAACCACUUGUACGACAUCAUCAACCACCAUUAGCACCUGUACGGCCGGACGCAGACGCCGUGACGAGCUCGGCGUCCGCAAUCCUCGCGGUCUCCUUUACGAAGAGAAAGAAGAAGAUGCGGAAGACGGAAACGUUUCAUUGGCAUCGCAUGCCUCCGAGGCUGAAGCGAUUCGUAGUCCCAGACAAAUGGAAGUGCAACCCGCUAUCCCCUAUGCCAUUCAACCUACAUUCGGAGCUUAUUAUACACCUGAAUUAGGUUACAAUAAUAUUCACUCGGCUGUGCCACUUAGCCGGAUUUUCUUGGCGUUUGGCACGGCCACUGUGACGGUUACAUCGACUUCUACCUCUACGUCAAAGCUGAUUGCCACCUGCAGCAGCACUACCGGUUUCUCUACCUGCACGUCCUAAAAUAUGUAGAAUUCAGGUUUCUUAACUCGUACCUCACAUCUUACGACCUCAAGUUCUGUCCUGCUCAACGAUAAAAAUAACUUAACGGAUAAAUAUUUUUGUUUCUUCUUCAAAAUUCAACAAAAUGAACUUUGAUUUUCAAUACACUUUUAUACGCAUUCA
Molecule: messenger RNA, 874 nt
Organism: Daphnia magna
Lineage: Eukaryota; Metazoa; Arthropoda; Branchiopoda; Diplostraca; Daphniidae
Exons: 2
Coding region: 83-712 (209 amino acids)
Source: RefSeq, a predicted model, not a curated record